Cydia pomonella (codling moth) is the source of this 1130-nucleotide messenger RNA. Its product is annotated as E3 ubiquitin-protein ligase CCNB1IP1-like. The coding region runs from base 248 to 1033 and encodes 261 amino acids. The record is from RefSeq and is a predicted model, not a curated record. NCBI's taxonomy places the organism in Eukaryota, Metazoa, Arthropoda, Insecta, Lepidoptera, Tortricidae. Gene Ontology annotation, molecular function: ubiquitin protein ligase activity. Gene Ontology annotation, biological process: reciprocal meiotic recombination. Gene Ontology annotation, cellular component: synaptonemal complex. The transcript has a single exon.
AAACUAUACAAAUAAGGGUUUAAAAAACCGGUAAAAAUCGAAAAGAAAAAAGUAAUAUUAAUAAAAUGUGUACAAUAAAGAACCUUAUGAUGUUUAUGUAUCUGGCAAGUGCCGCGCAAAAACUUUUAAAAUGCCAUUAGAUAUCGGAUAAAAAAAAAUUAUAACCUAAAAAAAAAUGUUUACAAAUGUUAAAUAUGCGCUAGUAAUUUAUAAGUGAAAUAAACGUGAAUUAAUUAUUAUAUCGAAAAUGACGAUCGACAUGGUAUGUAAUUUUCGAAAAUGCCGAAAAUCAUUAACAAAUCAAGCGUGGGUGACAACCUGUUCGCAUGCAUUUUGUAUUGAGCAUGGAAAAAGCGAAUUCAAGAGAAACAUUGAAAAUUCCUUAACUUGUCCGGCUUGCGGCAAUGAGUUGCGGGACAAAUUUGAUGUUAUUCAAGCGGAUCUACGUCCUUCAGAGACUUUUAAGUCAAUCGUCUUAGCAGGUAUGCGACCAGAUACUAUCAUGGAUAUAGCUAUGAGAGCAAUGUCAUUUUGGUCAUAUCAAGUUGAACAGGAAGCCCUGUACCAAGAAAGCAUGGCAAAUCAUAUGCGAGAAAAACUCAAAUGCUUGGAAGAAAUCAAUACGCUAAAUGUGCAAAAAUUAAAGGCCGAAUUGGAAACAUGCAAACGAAAGAUAUCAUCGCUACAAACAGAAUUCCAUAAGAAGAACAAACAGGCAGAGGAGCUGAAAGCUAAUAUAGAGGACAAAAACCGUAAAAUCCAGAAAUUAACUUAUCAAUUGGAUGCCAAGAAGAGGAAAGACAUACGGCUCGAUAAUUUCGAAAGUAGUAACAAUCAUGAGCAAUGCAUGGAUAUUUCAGAUUUAGUGGUUAACAGAGCAGCGUCGGCUUCGGAUGCGUUCGUGUUUCGACCGGCGAAGGACUCUGACGAUUCCCAUCGUAUAUGCACUCCAAAGACACCCAUGUUUGACUUUCGUAACCGCGAACGCAAGAAACCUCAAUCUCAUUUUACUUUCAGACCGUUACCUCCAUAGUUUUAAGGCAUGUAUGAUUAUUAGUUGUAAGUAAUUAAUAUGUAAAGUUCACAUACCUGCAUUUGUUUAAAAUUUAAUAAAAAUGUCCUAAAUUGUA